Messenger RNA from Closterium sp. NIES-67, 273 nucleotides. NCBI's taxonomy places the organism in Eukaryota, Viridiplantae, Streptophyta, Zygnematophyceae, Desmidiales, Closteriaceae. The record is from the annotation of a GenBank genome assembly.
GCGCCUAUGGAUGGAAGAGUGGGUGAGAGGUGUGGGAGAGUGGGUGAGAGGUUGAGAGAGAGAGAGAGAGAGAAAGAGAGGGAGAGAGAGAGAGAGACAGACAGACAGACAGAGAGAGAGAGAGAGCAAGAGAGAGAGCAAGAGAGAGAGAGAGAGAGAGAGAGAGAGAGUGAGAGAGAGAGAGAGAGAGGAUGCCUAGCUUGUACCCGGAUUGCCCAUCAACGACGGACCGUUCAAGAGAGAGGACGAGAGUGUGGGUGAGAGGAUAGGAGA